CUGGGCUGCUCGUCGGACAGAGGUUGGAAGCCAUGCGCUCCACCUGAGGGUGCGCCUGGGAGCCCGCGUCCCUCUUCUUUCCCAAAACCUGGCAGAGGGGGAGGAAGAUGGAGAAGGACACGGCCGCACACCGGAGGCACCGGCUGGGCCCCGGGGCCCCUCCAUCAGGGGCUGCCCCCAGACACCCCAAGGCAGCCGGCGAGGUGGCCGAGCUCCAGAGGAGCAGGAGUGUGGGCGGCCUGCAUCAGAAGGGGGACCCUCCGAGCUGCCUCAAGAAGCUGUCCAAGGAGCCGGAGUCCGAGGACCAGGGAAAGGACCUACAAGGUGACAUCGAAGAAGCCAGCUGUCAGGCAGACCCCGAGGAAGACAAGCAGGAGAGUCAGGACGCCCUUGGGAAGUUGGACCCGGACGGUGGAAGGACAGAACCAGAGGAACAGGGGCCAGAGUCCAUCAAGCUGGAUGACCCUCCAGGAAAAGAGAAACCAUCUGUGUUUGUGGAGAUUGAUCUGGGAGACCAUGCCGAGGAGGUGGUCACAGGUGCCAUGAGAGAAGAGAAGCGGUCCCAGAUGGACAUGGGGGAUCUGUCGGAAGACGAGACCAAGACCAGCUGGGUGUGCUGCAUCCCUUAUUCCACCAGAAGGAAGGUGAAGGAGAGUGUGUAACGGCCUUGGAGAAGGGCACUGAUGACCGCCCAGGUGUGAACCACUGAUCCGUUGGCUAAGGGACGAUGCCAUCUUCUAAAAAGACACAAUAAAGUGUGAACGGAAGA
Callorhinus ursinus (northern fur seal) is the source of this 769-nucleotide messenger RNA. The record is from RefSeq and is a predicted model, not a curated record. NCBI's taxonomy places the organism in Eukaryota, Metazoa, Chordata, Mammalia, Carnivora, Otariidae.